GCGGGGGAGACGCAGCCGCGCCGCCGGAGGAGUCGCUCGCCCAGCCGGGGAGGCAGCGCGCCGGAGCCGACCUUGGAGGCGAGCCGGCCGGAGCAGCCCAGACGCAGCCGAGCGAGUCGCGUCCCGCCGCCGCCGCCGCCGCCCGGAGGAGCCCCCCUGCCCGCCCCGCCCCGCCCCAUGGGCGCGCCGCGGAGCCCCUGCGCCUUGGGCAGCCUCCUCUGCUGCUGCCUGCUCUCCGUCGUGCUUGCCCAGAGGGUGAACGUUCAGGAUGAGGUCACGGGCUACGUGGGGCAGGAAGUCACCCUGCCAUGCACCUUCACAAACGCCAGUCCUGAUGUCAAGGUCAGCCAAGUCACCUGGGUGAAGGAGACGGGGACGAAGAAGCAGAACGUGGCUGUGUACCACCCAGUCCAUGGACCCAGCUACCUAAUUGAGAAAGGCACUGGGAGGAUACGCUUCCGUGCUCCGUCCCUGCAGGAUGCCACCCUGGUCAUUGCGCCCCUCCACAUGAGCGAUGAGGGCAUCUACACCUGUGAAUUUGCCACGUACCCCUUGGGCAAUGAAGAUGGCGUCACCAGCCUCACAAUACUGGCCAAGCCCACCAACUUUGCUGAGGCUCUGGAAGUGAAAGCUGGGAACACGGAGGUGCCUGUGGCUGCCUGCACCUCAGCCAAUGGGAAGCCAGCCGCGCACAUCACAUGGCAGUCGGGGCUGAACGGCAACUUCACCGUUUCCGAGGUGACCAACACGAACGGCACUGUGACCGUCACCAGCCACUACGUAAUGGUGCCCACCAAGGAAGCCAACGAGCAGCGCAUCUUCUGCCACAUUGAUCAAAAGACCCUGGUGCAGCCGGAAGCCCUCCUGGUCACACUGUCCAUAUUAUAUCCCCCUGAAGUUGUUAUUCAUGGCUACGACAACAACUGGUAUUUAAACCGCGAUGAUGCCGUCCUGACGUGCAGUGCCACGGGGAACCCUCCGCCCACUGACUUCAGUUGGACCACGCCGAGCGGUCAACUUCCCAAUACUGUGGCCGUCAAGGGGGAGAGGCUUGUGGUCCGAAACGUGGAUGCCUCCGUGAACACCACUUUUAUCUGCCACGCCACCAAUAGAGUCGGGAGGGUCUCGUCUGAGCAAGUCAUCUUUGUUCGAGAUAAGCCCAACACGGAAGGGGCGGGCACCACAGGGGGCAUCAUCGGAGGCCUAAUUGCGGCUAUUGUGGCGCUGGCAGUGGUGGCCACCGGCAUACUGAUCUGCCGGCAGCAGCGAAACAACCGGAGGGAAGAGGAAGAGGAAGAUCUGGAAGGGCCCCCAGCCUACAAACCCCCUCCGCCCAGCCAGAUGACUGAGGAAAGGGAGCCGGUUCCCACCCCCCCUGAGGCUGACAGCAUCCCACUCAAAACUCCCUAUUUUGAAUCCAGUGCCACAGAUGAUCUCUUUGGAGGGGUUAUCACCGCCACCAGAACGGAGGACGCCCCUCGAUACCACGAGCUGCCGACCAUGGAGGAGCGAGAAGCCGUCAGCAACGCCGCCCCCAGCCCGGAGGAUGGAUAUCUGGAUCAGGUCAACCCCAUCUACGACGCGCUCGCCUUCGCUGCCACCGAGGAAGAGGCCGCCUCGGCAGCCCUGGCAACUGACAAGGCGUUUAUUAUGUCCAGAGCAAUGUACGUGUGAGCCUGGACGCCGCGCUCAGAGGGACGUAUGCUGCUGCCGGUGGACACUCCUGCGUCUGUCUCAGAGAGAUGCUGCUGCUGUUUUAACACCACAACCGAGUGAGGUGCCUUGCUCGGUAUCCUUGCAGUCUUGGGUUUCACGCGUGCCUUAGAUGGACAUAAACUGACCUUGUUUGAAACAGCUCCUCUUAACUCUCUCUCCUCCUUCCCCAGCCAGGCCAGAACUAGGGGCCCUCUUCCCUUUCCCGAAGCAUGCCCCCCAAAGUUUGGAUUGCACAUUCUGGAUCUUUCGAAUUGCACGUAGUGUCCACGGCAGCUUCCGUUUCCUAUCUCUCCUAAGUCCCGUAGGUUGUCCUUCCUACGGGGGCGGAUUACGGCAUUGUUUUCUCCCUGACAACUAGCUACCUGUCUGCAAAGAGUUUUUCAGGUGGGCGGGUAGUCGUUUCUGAGGGUGGAGUUGCAUACUGCAUCUCUGCUCACCUGUUCUCCCACUUCCCUUACACACCCAGCAUUUCAGCUAGCAGACACCUGAACAGUAUUCAGCUUAAUAUUCCCCCCCAGUGGCAUGCAGGCAUCCAGACGAAAACCACAUUGUGUAGAUGAACCCUCGGGGUUGCUUCGGAUUGAGUCCUAUGUUUCAGAAGGGGGGGGGCGGUCAUUAGGGGUGGGUAAGUUGCCAAAACACGCCCACCCCCAAUUUCCUUGUAGUUCUGGCUAGGGUUGCCAACUCCUUGGGAAAUUCCUGGAGAGUUGAAGUUGAUGCCUGGCAAAAAGAGGAAGCUGAACAGGAAUGUUAUGUUACUCUAGGAGUUCUAUUCCUCCUGGGCUUUUGGUGAUACCAUAGAGUCCAUUCUCCAAACCUGCCAUUUCCUCUAGGGGACCUGAUCUCUGUAGUCUGGAGAAUCAAGUGUAAUUCUGGGAGAACUCCAGGCCUUCAUUGGAUGUUGGUAACCCUAGUUCUGGCCCAGGCUCCGGUUAUAUAACUUGAAUUUUAAAUCUGUACCCCAGAGCUUCGCCACCAGCCAGUUGUGGUCUGGGUCUCUGGGUUUCUGAUCCGAAAAUGUGAAUGUGUGUUAAAACACUUGUUACGAAAUGACGUACUCUAAAGCAAAUCACGCGUCAUGAUGAUUUUUACUAGCUGCUCUCAUUUCAGCCAAUCCUACUAACUUCCUGAAUUUCAGGGUCUGGGAGAGGGACUGAUUGACACACUCACAAACCCACAGUGCCUUUUCCUCACUGCCUGCCCAUGUCAUUGACUGUCACUGCUAAGUGGAUGGGUUUCAAUGGGGACACAGUGGGUAGUUUUUUUAAAAAAAGCAUUUUUAUUGAUGUUUCUUACAAAUAAAUGUUUUUAAAGCCA
This is a messenger RNA of Eublepharis macularius, 3033 nucleotides long. RefSeq names its product nectin cell adhesion molecule 2 (gene NECTIN2). Lineage: Eukaryota; Metazoa; Chordata; Lepidosauria; Squamata; Eublepharidae. The record is from RefSeq and is a predicted model, not a curated record. Bases 178 to 1674 code for a protein of 498 amino acids. The transcript has 9 exons.